AUGAAGACUGGCGGGUACACAAAGACUCUACUCACUAUUUACAGCUUGGUAUCCCUCGCUGUAAAUAGUGAAGCUAGUGAUGAACUUGUUCCAGCAUGGGUGUCAGCAGUGAGGGGAGUUUCAUUAAAACCAUACCCAUACCAUGCGGCUGCAACUGGCGCUCACGCACACACCAGUCCCGCACUCGUGUGCAAUAAAUUAAGAGUGGUAAGCCAGCAGAAUGAACUGGGAACUGUAGAAGUGGAGGCCACUUCCAUCUACAGCUUUAAGAGCAGAUAUGACAAGGCGAGGAAAAGUCUGCGGGAACUGUUACACCAGUUACCUGAUAGCCAGGAGCGCCACCAUCCACCUGGACCACUGUUCAGCGCCACCAUCCACCUGGACCACUGUUCAGCGCCCCCAUCCACCUGGACCACUGUUCACCGCCACCAUCCACCUGGAUCACUGUUCACCGCCACCAUCCACCUGGACCACUGUUCAGCGCCACCAUCCACCUGGACCACUGUUCAGCGCCACCAUCCACCUGGACCACUGUUCAGCGCCACCAUCCACCUGGACCACUGUUCACCGCCACCAUCCACCUGGAUCACUGUUCACCGCCACCAUCCACCUGGAUCACUGUUCAGCGCCACCAUCCACCUGGACCACUGUUCAGCGCCACCAUCCACCUGGACCACUGUUCAGCGCCACCAUCCACCUGGACCACUGUUCACCACCACCAUCCACCUGGACCACUGUUCAGCGCCACCAUCCACCUGGACCACUGUUCACCUGUUCAGCGCCACCAUCCACCUGGACCACUGUUCAGCGCCACCAUCCACCUGGACCACUGUUCAGCGCCACCAUCCACCUGGACCACUGUUCACCACCACCAUCCACCUGGACCACUGUUCAGCGCCACCAUCCACCUGGACCACUGUUCACCGCCACCAUCCACCUGGAUCACUGUUCACCGCCACCAUCCAUGGACCACUGUUCUGCGCCACCAUCCACCUGGACCACUGUCACCGCCACCAUCCACCUGGACCACCACCACCAUCCACCUGGACCACUGUUCAGCGCCACCAUCCACCUGGACCACUGUUCAGCGCCACCAUCCACCUGGACCACUGUUCACCACCACCAUCCACCUGGAUCACUGUUCAGCGCCACCAUCCACCUGGACCACUGUUCAGCGCCACCAUCCACCUGGACCACUGUUCACCACCACCAUCCACCUGGAUCACUGUUCAGCGCCACCAUCCACCUGGACCACUGUUCAGCGCCACCAUCCACCUGGAUCACUGUUCACCGCCACCAUCCACCUGGAUCACUGUUCAGCGCCACCAUCCACCUGGACCACUGUUCACCACCACCAUCCACCUGGAUCACUGUUCAGCGCCACCAUCCACCUGGACCACUGUUCAGCGCCACCAUCCACCUGGACCACUGUUCAGCGCCACCAUCCACCUGGACCACUGUUCACCACCACCAUCCACCUGGAUCACUGUUCAGCGCCACCAUCCACCUGGACCACUGUUCAGCGCCACCAUCCACCUGGACCACUCGCCACCAUCCACCUGGACCACUGUUCAGCGCCACCAUCCACCUGGACCACUGUUCAGCGCCACCAUCCACCUGGACCACUGUUCACCGCCACCAUCCACCUGGACCACUGUUCACCGCCACCAUCCACCUGGACCACUGUUCACCGCCACCAUCCACCUGGACCACUGUUCACCGCCACCAUCCACCUGGACCACUGUUCAGCGCCACCAUCCACCUGGACCACUGUUCAGCGCCACCAUCCACCUGGACCACUGUUCAGCGCCACCAUCCACCUGGACCACUGUUCACCGCCACCAUCCACCUGGACCACUGUUCAGCGCCACCAUCCACCUGGACCACUGUUCACCGCCACCCAUCCCGCGAGUAUUCCAAAUUUGA
This is a messenger RNA of Procambarus clarkii (red swamp crayfish), 1926 nucleotides long. The record is from RefSeq and is a predicted model, not a curated record. Lineage: Eukaryota; Metazoa; Arthropoda; Malacostraca; Decapoda; Cambaridae.